This is a messenger RNA of Ixodes scapularis (black-legged tick), 519 nucleotides long. Its product is annotated as cuticle protein 10.9-like. The record is from RefSeq and is a predicted model, not a curated record. The coding region runs from base 30 to 488 and encodes 152 amino acids. The transcript is spliced from 3 exons. NCBI's taxonomy places the organism in Eukaryota, Metazoa, Arthropoda, Arachnida, Ixodida, Ixodidae. Gene Ontology annotation, cellular component: chitin-based extracellular matrix. Gene Ontology annotation, molecular function: structural constituent of chitin-based larval cuticle.
ACUUUGCAACAAGCGGAAAAGAAUUCACCAUGUUCUCCAAGGUUCUCGUGUGCUGCCUGUUCGCCUACGUCGCCUGCGGCGUUGUUGUGGAACAUCCACCACAGCCAUACAGCUUUGGCUACGAUAACGUGGACGAAUUCGGCACCCGCAUGACCCGCCAGGAGACCGGAGAUGAGUUCAACAACAAGGUCGGCUCCUACAGCUACGUCGAUGCCUUCGGUGUCAGCCGUGUUGUGAAGUACGUUGCCGACGCCACAGGCUUCCACCCCACUGUCGAGACCAACGAACCAGGCACCAAGACCUCGGUCCCAGCCGAUGCUCCUUUCUUUUCUUCCGCUGUUGAGGGCCCACACCCAGUCGUCGUCAAGGCUGUCCACCCAGCCCCAGUGGCUGUGCGUGCUACCCUUGGCACCCCAGUGGUUCACGCUGCCCCUUUUACCUACGCCCACCACGCUCCCCUUGGCUACGCUGUUGCCAGGCCUUUUUAAAUUAUCAAUAAAUGAUAUGUCUGCCCUUUAC